GCCUUGCUCAUGGACGGGAAGGCAGGGGGCAGGACCGAUUUAGGCUAGCGAAGCUGCAGGGCAGUUUGUGUGAUAAUGAUUACGACAAAAGAAAUGUAAGAGAAUAAUUUUAAAACCAUGAAUAUUCGUGGAUUCUUUCAAGAUUUUAAUCCAAGUAAAUUCCUCAUCUACGCCUGCCUGUUGCUGUUCUCUUUGCUGUUGUCGCUGCGGCUGGAUGGCGUCAUUCAGUGGAGCUACUGGGCCGUGUUCACCCCUGUGUGGCUCUGGAAGCUCCUGGUUAUUAUUGGAGCUUCUGUGGGCACAGGGGUGUGGGCCCACAACCCACAGUACAGGGCCGAGGGGGAGACGUGUGUGGAGUUCAAGGCCAUGCUGAUCGCCGUGGGGAUCCACCUCCUGCUGCUGAUGUUCGAGGUGCUGGUGUGCGACCGCAUCGAGAGGGGAACGCACGUCUGGCUCCUGGUGUUCAUGCCCCUGUUCUUCGUCUCGCCUGUCUCCGUGGCAGCCUGCGUCUGGGGCUUCCGACACGACCGCUCCCUGGAGCUGGAGAUUCUCUGCUCUGUUAACAUCCUGCAGUUCAUUUUCAUCGCCCUGCGGCUGGACAACAUCAUCAACUGGCCCUGGCUGGUCGUGUGUGUGCCGCUCUGGAUUCUGAUGUCAUUCCUCUGUCUGGUGGUGCUGUACUACAUUGUGUGGUCCGUGCUCUUCCUGCGCUCCAUGGACGUCAUCGCCGAGCAACGCCGCACGCACAUCACCAUGGCGAUCAGCUGGAUGACCAUCGUGGUGCCCCUGCUCACCUUCGAGAUCCUCCUGGUCCAUAAGCUUGAUGGGCACAACAGCUUCAGCUAUGUGCCCGUGUUCGUCCCACUGUGGGUGUCCCUGCUGACCCUCACGGGCACCACCUUCGGCCAGAAAGGAUGCAACCACUGGUGGUUCGGCAUACGGAAGGAUUUCUGCCACUUCCUGCUGGAGCUCUUCCCAUUCCUGCGGGAGUACGGAAACAUCUCCUACGACCUGCACCACGAGGACCCCGAGGUGUCCGAGGAGAUGCCUCUGCCCGAGCCACCCAAGAUCGCCCCCAUGUUUCGCAAGAAGACCGGCGUGGUGAUCACACAGAGCCCUGGCAAAUAUUUUGUGCCUCCCCCCAAGCUGUGCAUCGACAUGCCGGACUAGAGCUCCGUCUGUCUGGACCAAAUGUUCUCUGAACUAGGGGGAGGAGCCUGCGGGCUGCCCAUUGACCUCACUCUCUACAUUAUCCCAGGGACCUGUGCUAUCCUAGCCCCUCCCCUCGCUCUGACAGUGGCACUGAAUCUGAAGUGACUUAUUGAAAACGCCAUCUAGCGGUGUCAUCAGUGGGUGCCUCUGCCUGCCUUCUGGCUCUCCCUUGCUCAUAUUUAUUUGUAAAAAAAAAAAAAAAUGUAAAGGUCUUAUCUUUACUUUUUAAGGAGUGAGGAGAUUCUGCCAACUGGAGGGGGAAGUGAACCAAUGGGAUGAUGGGGCAGAGGUCUGCGUGUGUGUGGUGUGUUGGAGUGAUGGUGUGUGAGAGAACGUGACAGUGAUGUGUGUGUGUGUGUGUGUG
Molecule: messenger RNA, 1576 nt
Organism: Conger conger (European conger)
Lineage: Eukaryota; Metazoa; Chordata; Actinopteri; Anguilliformes; Congridae
Product: transmembrane protein 185A-like
Exons: 7
Coding region: 118-1170 (350 amino acids)
Source: RefSeq, a predicted model, not a curated record